CAAAAACCCGCCCUUCUGCCCCGGUUGCUUCGACCGAACCCAUCUGCGGCCUUCGACAUUCUCUCUCCCGACACAGCCAUGACUUCUGUAGCCUGCUGCGGCGGAUUCAUUGAUUCCGGCAAUCCCGCCGGCACCACCUCGCCCAUCGGCGGCAUCGACUGCUAUGUCGCACCCCGAACAGCCACCACUGACUCGUUCAUCGAGAGCACCGCCAUCGUCGUCGCCACCGACAUCUUUGGUUACAAGCUGCCCAACUCUCGACUGAUUGCCGACUCGUUUGCCAAGGACACCCAGUUCCUCACCGUGGUGCCGGAUAUCUUUGAAGGCACCGAGCCGCCGCCGGAGCUCCUGCAGUGCGUCGAGACCCUCUCGGGCGAACAGCCAGCGACCUUGUUCCAGAAGGCCCAGGCCAUCGGGGCCAUCCUCUGGCACGCUCCGGCCUUCAUGUACUUCAACCCCAUCUCCAAGGGCGUCAACCGAAUCCGCAAGGUGAUCGAGACUCUGCGCCAAGAGCGCGGCAUCAAGCGGGUCGCCUUGAUCGGCUAUUGCUGGGGCGGCCGCAUUGCCGUCAUCCUCAGCCAGGAGCCCGGCGUCGCCGAUGCGGUCUGCUCGGCCCAUCCCGGCGGCCUCACCUUCCCCGAUGACAUUGAGAAGAUCCAGGCUCCUAUCCACUUUGUUCUGGCCGACAAGGACCGCAGCGUCAAGGAGGAGCAGAUCACCAUCAUCCGCGACGUCCUGGGCAAGAAGAACGAGGCCGGACGUCUUGCCCACCAGAUCGAUGUCUACCCCGGCACCACCCACGGAUUUGCUGUCCGUGGCAAUGAAAACGAUCCCAAGGUCAAGGCUGCUCGCGAGAAAGCCUACAAGGACUCGCUUGCGUUUUUCAAGGAGAACCUCGCCAAGCUGCCCUGAGCACAGAGGGCCCCGGUGCAGUGUUGAUCAGCUGCGUGGUAUCCAGCAGCGGAACCCACCAUUUGCCUGAUUGAUUCACUCGAGCUUUUCCAGAUAUCAUGACCUUUUCAGCCCUUUGAUUUCGUUUACUUCUGCUGCACCCCAUCUGUGAUUGACCAUCCUCCAUCUUUUGCGUCUGGCGUACUCAAUGCUGAUAUUUGUUGCAAUUAUCAAUAUAAACCUGUUUUCUCAAAGACUCGGCAUCCCGACAGUCUUUCGUCCAAGGAGUGAGUUUCCGCUGUGGUAUGCAGCGCUUGCUGUGAGCGACUCAUGGCCAAGUGAUGGGUCGCUGCUGAGAGUCGUAUUGCUGCU
Messenger RNA from Polychytrium aggregatum, 1263 nucleotides. RefSeq names its product dienelactone hydrolase. Bases 79 to 912 code for a protein of 277 amino acids. Lineage: Eukaryota; Fungi; Chytridiomycota; Chytridiomycetes; Polychytriales. Gene Ontology annotation, molecular function: hydrolase activity. The record is from RefSeq and is a predicted model, not a curated record. The transcript has a single exon.